Fibroporia radiculosa is the source of this 2055-nucleotide messenger RNA. RefSeq lists its product as uncharacterized. Bases 1 to 2055 code for a protein of 684 amino acids. Gene Ontology annotation, biological process: mRNA splicing, via spliceosome. Gene Ontology annotation, molecular function: mRNA binding. The record is from RefSeq and is a predicted model, not a curated record. The transcript is spliced from 6 exons. NCBI's taxonomy places the organism in Eukaryota, Fungi, Basidiomycota, Agaricomycetes, Polyporales, Fibroporiaceae. Gene Ontology annotation, cellular component: cytoplasmic stress granule.
AUGGACGACUCGCAGACAGCUUUCGUCGCACAAUACCCUGGUUACGGUUUCGAUUUCGAGAUGAUGAAGAGGUCCAUGGACGCUGUAGGUGGUCCUGAUGCAAAAAAGGCUCGCUGGUCUCCGACUUCAUUCGGCGCGUCCAACGGAGCGGGCGGCCUCCCUCCAACUGCAAACCGCGAGGCGUUUGCAAACUACGGCUACGGUCCUGGUGCGAGCAUGGUCCAGUCUGGGUUCAACAACUCUCCCCCGUCUACUGGAUUCGGUGGCAAUGCGCUCUACUCGACGCCGCAACUGACCAUCAACACAGCAACGGGUACCAAUGGGGUGCAGUCGCAAAUGAGCCCAAACACCGCUGGCCCGUUCACGCCACAGCAACAGCAGCCGCCACAGUCGGCCAACGGGAACAAUCUGAAUGCUAACGGUGCUUACGGUGGAUUCAACGGCUACAACAUGCUUGGAAUGGGCCUUCCAGCGAUGGGGAUGGGGAUGCUUGGUGGCUUCCCGUACAACGCGCAAAUGGCGAAUUUCGCGCAGAACUUGGGCCAACCUCGACUGCCAUCACUGCAAAUUCCGAUGGGGGCGCAGGCAGGACCAUACUCGCCUGCUGCCCUGACUGCAGCGCUCUCUGCACAAAACAAUGCAACGGGUCGGACAGUGUAUGUUGGCAAUGUGCCCCCAACAGCAUCGGUUGACGAGUUGCUGAACCUGGUGCACUUUGGGCCACUCGAGUCCAUUCGAGUGCUGCCCGAGAAGUCAUGUGUGUUUUUGUCGUUCCUGGAUGGCGCUACAGCUGCAGCGUUCCACGCGGAUGCGCUGAUCAAGAAGCUAUCGCUGCAUGGCCAAGAACUGAAGAUCGGCUGGGGUAAACCCUCCGCAGUACCCAGCCAGGUGGCGCUCGCCAUCCAGCAGAGCAACGCUAGCAGGAACGUGUACUUGGGUGGACUCGACGAGACCGUCACCGAGGAACAGCUUCGCGACGACUUGAGCCGCUUUGGCCUGAUCGACCAAGUCAAGAUCGUACGCGAUAAGAACAUCGGCUUCGUGCAUUUCCUUUCCAUUUCUGUCGCCACCAAGGUAGUCAAUACCCUUCCGACUGAGCCCGCAUGGGCGGGCAAGCGCGUCAAUUACGGCAAGGACCGAUGUGCCUAUAUCCCCAAGUCCCAACAAGCCGCCGCUCAGGCUGCUCAGGCUGCUGCUGCUCAGUCACUGGUCGCUCAGUCCGCUGCUGCUUCUUUGUCGCCUCUCAAUACCAAUGGUCCGAGCUUUGCUUCCCCGAUGACUCCUUAUAUGCCGUUUGCGCAAGACGCACUCACAAGCAUGGCUGGUGGUCAAGGCCUCAACCGCACCGUAUACCUCGGUAACAUCCAUCCGGAAACCACUGCUGAAGAUCUCUGCAAUGCCAUUCGUGGUGGUGUUCUGCAGAGCUUGCGGUACAUGCAAGACAAGCAUAUCGCCUUCGUGACGUUUAUUGACCCUGCGGCUGCGCUGACAUUCUUCCAAGUGGCCUCGUACCAGGGCUUGACUCUGAACAACCGUCGACUGAAGGUUGGCUGGGGCAAGAACUCUGGCCCUUUGCAACCGGCGCUCGCUCUGGCUGUGCACUCAGGAGCCACGCGGAAUGUUUAUAUUGGCAACAUCGAGGACUUUGAUACCUUCAACGAGGAGAAACUGAAGAGGGACUUCUGUGAGUUCGGUGAGAUCGAAUUGGUUAAUUUCUUGAAAGAGAAGAACUGCGCGUUUGUCAAUUUCACCAACAUUUCUAACGCCAUCAAGGCGAUUGAAGGGGUUAAGAACAAGCCGGACUAUGCCAAUUUGCGAAUUGCCCACGGCAAGGACCGUUGCGCCAACCCGCCGCGAUCUGGUCCCCAAGGUGGCUCAGGUCCUCGUCGUUCUGCCAGUGGUAACGGACCUCUUUCGUCGGGACCUGUAAGCGCGGUGGAGCCGCAUAUGGAGGAUGAUCAGAUGGAGACGGAAGGUCAAGAUGUGAAGGAGGAGCCUAUUGACCUGAUCAUUACACCUGCGGAAACUAAGGAAGGUGUGGCGCUCACAAACUAG